Pleurotus ostreatus (oyster mushroom) is the source of this 2574-nucleotide messenger RNA. RefSeq lists its product as uncharacterized. The transcript is spliced from 4 exons. Bases 1 to 2574 code for a protein of 857 amino acids. The record is from RefSeq and is a predicted model, not a curated record. Lineage: Eukaryota; Fungi; Basidiomycota; Agaricomycetes; Agaricales; Pleurotaceae.
AUGGCACCCAAGCGCUGGACGACAAACGAGGAAUACGCCUUCUUAUCAUCCUACAUUGGUGCAUAUAGGACUGCGCAGGCGGGGGGCACCGCCGUCUUUGCCUCGUUCUGGCCACCCUUCUUUGAAAAAUGGUUCUUGAAGUUCAGUAUUGACGACGAAGACCAACGGCGGCAGCAAGCUGCCAAAGAAAACACCGGCGCCAGCAACGAUAUUGAUGAUGGCCUCGGCAAUGACGAUGACACGGUCGAUACUGAGGUGACAGAGCCCGCAGGUGUUCAGACGGAGGAACAGGGUAUACGAGGAGAGAAAAUUAGGAAAAAACAACAGCAAUUAAGGACGUGGUUUCGCAAUAACUCGCGUCUUGACGCGCGUCCGAAGACUGCUUCGUUCCUGGACACCAUUGCAAGCAACUUGGGGAAACAAAGUCAGCCGCGUACUCGGGCUCGUCGCCCUGUAGAGCUCUAUUCCAAAAGCCGGUAUAAAUCAGACGGUAUCAAGGCAAAGGUCGACCAACGGAUGAUUGCCGAAGCGCCAAAAGACAAAGUCGAGGUUAAAGCAGAGAUGAAGCGCCGCUGGGCGAAGAUCUACAAUGAGGAGAUAGGCGAAGCCUGGAGGUCCGUUGACCCAGCAGUGCGCAAGGAGACUGAGGAGAAAGCCAUCAGGCUUGCUCAGGAAGAGAGGGAGGCGCAGACGCAGGAAAACGAGGCUGCCCCCUCCGCAACAGACGCAGUGGUGGCCUUGUCACCAGCAGAAUCUCAACGGCAUAUUCAGUUACUCCCUGUCCUCAUCCCAUCGCUUCUCCAGCAGCUGCGGGCGAAGACUGGCUGGGCCUUCACUGUCCUUGCAGGAGGGCCGCUUCCCAUAGCUAACGGGGAUAUCGACGUUUGCGCCUUUCACAUUGGAGAGACUGCGUUGGGAAACUCAUUCGGCCACGCAUACGGAGACUUUCAGGAAGGCAUCCUCAGGCCAUAUACUGAGUUCGUAAGGCUGGCCUUCAAUGCUGAAACACGCCAGGCGUCUGCUUUGAAUCCGCCCCCUAAUUGGUCUCUUGCCCCCGACCCGACUUCGGCUGCCAAGUCCACGUCCCCAUCGGAUCAGACCGCUGUCAAAAGUCCCCCUCCAGUUACCCAACUGCCGGUCCCUACCUUUCCGUGCUCCAACAACCUUUUUACGCUGCCUACUGACGACGAUGGCAACCAGUCGCUCACUGCUGAACUCUUCGGAGACUUGCCCUUAUUUGAUCCUCAGAUCAUUGCCGCUCAUGCGGCCACCGACUUUAUGGCUCUGAACGAUAACAGUGGCCGGACUGCUGUGUAUGAUGGGGUGACGACUUGGGAGGCAGGACCAGUGGGCUCCUUCAACCUACAAAACCCGCUGCAGAUGACGACGGCAACUGAACAUGAAGUCACGCCCACUAAUGUACUUGCGACAGCGACGGUGAAUCUACAGACCGCACCCGCGGCGACGACUGAAGAAAACGACCCACCGUUGACCACGCCGCCAGCGCCACCCAGCCCGACGGCAACUGAACAUGGAGUUACGCCCACCAAUGUACUUGCGACAGCGACGGUGAACCUACAGACCGCACCCGCGGCGACGACUGAAGAAGACGACCCACCGUUGACCACGCCGCCAGCGCCACCCAGCCCGACGGCAACUGAAACCACGUCGCCAGCGCCACCCAGCCCGACGGCAACUGAACAUGGAGUUACGCCCACCAAUGUACUUGCGACAGCGACGGUGAACCUGCAGACCACACCCACGGCGACGGCUGAAGAAGACGACCCACCGUUGAACCUGCGGACCGCGCCACCAGCGACGAUGGAAAGAGACCAGGGAACCUCACCCACAGCGACGACUGAAGAAGAAAACCCACCCAGCCCGGCGACACUCUUAUCGCCCAACGCUCCCGAGUGGACGAGGAAGGCGGUGGAAUACAUGGUGGGCUUGGGCCUCGGGGAUCACUGGCUCAGCCUCGUGAAGAAUUGGGUGAAGCUUGAGACAAAGCUUGCCUUUGGCGAGGGCGUGGACGGCCGGGUAAGCACUACUUCCAUUGUCCGUUAUACGAAUCUUACGUUCCUGCAGAAAAUGCGGCUCCCAACUCAAGGACGACCAUUACAGCUGAAGGACUGGAUGCAAAGGCACAGGCCAUACACGUCAAAUGCUGUUCUUAUUACCGACGUUGUGGCAUUUGGCAGUGACGUGCAAAAAUGGUGGAAUACGAUGCAACCUGCAUGGCGGCGUGGUGACGGAGACACCCUUCAAGGCUAUGUACCCCCGGAGAAUGGGAACUGGGACGAGCUAGCCAAAGGCGGCGCCAACGGGCUGCUACUUCUGGUGCUUGCCAUGGGUUGGUGGGGAAAGAUAGAUAGUUCGAAUGCUUGGAAAGGUCUUGUUUGUGACGCAUUGAAAACCUUCGACGCCAUGAUGCUUGCAACGGCGCCUCUGCCUGCGCCUACGCCCUCAGAUGCACCAGAUACCUUGUUAGCGCCCGCCCAGAGGAAACGCCGCCAGAAAGCAGCAGUCGAAGAUCUUCCUGCUCCAAAGCGUACGAGGGCUCGUGGUAGAACUUAG